AUGUCGUGGCUAAGACCUCUUGCCGCCGAUAGAUGCGGCGUUCUAGGUUGUUAUCGCAAACAGAAAGAGCAGAUCUCGGCGUAUCGUGACCGUCGGUUCCGCGGCACGCAGGAGGAGUUCGAGCAGGCGCUGAGGGUGUCUACCACGGUUUACGUGGGUAACUUGUCGUUUUACACCACGGAGGAGCAGAUCUACGAGGUGUUUUCCAAGGCGGGGGAAAUCCGACGCAUUGUAAUGGGACUCGAUAAGAAUACAAUGACGCCCUGCGGCUUCUGCUUCGUUGCGUACUAUGUGAGGGAGGACGCGGAGGACGCGGUGAAAUACGUCAGCAGCACGAUUCUGGACGACCGGCCAAUCAGAGUGGACUUUGACUGGGGCUACGAGGAUGGGCGGCAGUGGGGGCGGGGGAGGAGCGGCGGGCAAGUCAGGGACGAAUACCGCACCGAUUAUGACCCAGAUAUGUGCCUCUCUCGCCUCUAUCCGUCACAUCUCUCCCUCCCCUCUCCCUCGUCUUUAUGUACAGAAGGAGGUAGCAGCCAUUUAGCAGUACGGCACUCCGCUCUUCAUGCCAGCGCGGGGCGGUGGGCAGUCACUCUGCCUGUGCUGUGCAUGCCCAUGCUUGCUCCCCUGCUGCCUUCCCUCUUCCCCUCCCCACCCCUCCCUUCCCUCUUCCCCUCCCCACCCCUCCCUUCCCUCUUCCCCUCCCCACCCCUCCCUUCCCUCUUCCCCUCCCCACCCCUCCCUUCCCUCUUCCCCUCCCCACCCCUCCCUUCCCUCUUCCCCUCCCCACCCCUCCCUUCCCUCUUCCCCUCCCCACCCCUCCCUUCCCUCUUCCCCUCCCCACCCCUCCCUUCCCUCUUCCCCUCCCCACCCCUCCCUUCCCUCUUCCCCUCCCCACCCCUCCCUUCCCUCUUCCCCUCCCCACCCCUCCCUUCCCUCUUCCCCUCCCCACCCCUCCCUUCCCUCCUCUUCCCUUCCCUCCCUUCCACUCCUCCUUCCUCCUUCCUCCUUCGUCCUUCGUCCUUUCCCUUUGUGCUCUCCACCCUCCUUUCUCUCCCCUACUGCAUGACGAGGGGGGUACGGCAAGCUACUGCACCCUGCCAUCCAGCAGUACGGAGCUUCAUUGUCCCCCUGCCCUCCCCCCUCUCCUUCUGGGGCUACGGCAAGCUAGUACAGAAGGAGAUAGUGGCCAUUCAGCAGUACGGAGCGGCGCUCGUCAUGCCGGGAGAGGGGGGGAGUCCCCUCUGCUACGGCAAGCUGGUACAGAAGGAGAUAGCGGCCAUUCAGCAGUACGGAGCGCCGCUCUUCAUGCCGGGAGAGGGGGGGAGCCCGGGAGGCAUGCCCCCCUCCUUUGGCCACUCGCCCUCUGUGCCCCGCCAGCCCAUGAGCCACCGCAUGCAGCAGCGACUGGGCAAUCAGCAGGGGCCCCGGAGGGCCCAGCGUUACUCAAGGGAUGACAGGCAGCGGGGCGGCUACAGAGGUAAGCAGCUCUGUUUAUAA
Molecule: messenger RNA, 1500 nt
Organism: Closterium sp. NIES-65
Lineage: Eukaryota; Viridiplantae; Streptophyta; Zygnematophyceae; Desmidiales; Closteriaceae
Source: the annotation of a GenBank genome assembly